GUGAGCCGGAAGUGGUUUCAGUUGCUAACGCUACUGUUUGUAGCAUCCGUCAAAUGCACAUGUUUUGAACCGGCAUUAGUAAUUUUAUUUCCUGGCCGGGAUUUCACAAACGCGAACGGUGACCGCUAAUUCAAAUAUUAUAACCGUGUUAGUAUCCGCAUAUUUUGCUCUCCUGUGGUUACUGAUGAAUGCUCCCGGAGCGUAACUCGCGUGGGGCUUCCAGCUAACGUGAGCGUCACGCAGCGGUGAUGUAAAGUUUCAUAACGACUCCUGUUGUCUGGAAAGCACCGAGUGACAUGCGGGUAAAUGCGAUUUUUUCUGUGUAGUUGUACUGCCUGUUAGGAUGUCUGUGCUGUAUCGCUACGCUCUGUUCAAAAUAUAUAAUCAGCAUGCAGGUUUGACAACGGUCAGAAGAUUUACCUGCACCCGGUGGAAGCCCUCUGACUCCCUGUCGAGAGGUGGGAACACAGCCAUGCUGAGAGUUAUGGCAAAUAAGAGAGGAAAUUUCAGUUUUUUUUGUUCAAGGCUCCUGUCAAGUUCAGCUGCGGAUGCAAAAGCUCGAGUGAAGAGAGUUUCUAUCGAGGGCAACAUCGCUGUUGGAAAAUCGACCUUUGCGAAGCUCCUGGAGUCAGCUUGUGCAGACUGGGAGGUGGUGGCAGAACCUGUCAGCAAGUGGCAGAACAUUGAGGGUGAGACCUCAAAGGGCAGAGAUGUGCCCCCACAGACGACAGUCAGCAACCUGCUGCACAUGAUGUACCAGGACCCUCAGCGCUGGUCAUACACGUUUCAGACUUAUUCCUGCAUGAGCCGGCUCAGAACACAGCUGCAGCCUCCACCAGCUCGCCUCCUUCAGUCAAAGGGAACGCCUGUCCAGGUGUAUGAGCGUUCAGUCUACAGCGAUAGAUAUAUCUUUGCUCUCAACAUGUUUGAACUGGGUUGUAUCAACACUACAGAAUGGGCAGUCUACCAGGACUGGCAUUCCCUCCUGGUGGAGCAGUUUGGACACCAGGUGGAGCUAGAGGGCAUCAUUUACCUCAGAGCCCCACCAGAGAAAUGUAUGGAGCGCCUGCAGCGUCGGGGAAGAGCAGAAGAGAAAGGAGUGAAGCUGGACUAUCUGGAUAAGUUGCACUCUCAACAUGAGAGGUGGCUGGUUGAGAAAACGACCGAAAUACAUUUUGAGAAGCUGAAACAGAUACCUGUCUUGCAAAUUGAUGCCGGUGUGGAAUUUAAAAGUGACCCAGAGGUGCAGGAACAAUUUGUUACAAAGGUGAAGAACUUUUUUGAUGCUUUAUGAAAGGAUGGUCAGCAGCAAUCACCAGUACAGUGGGAAACAGAUGAAACCAGUCAGAACGCCAUAUAAAGUCUUUAUAUAAACUAAUAUAAACAGACCUCUUUUUGGUGAGCUACAGGACCAUAUGAUGUGAAACCCUCAGAUUCAUUUUGUCUUUUUAUGAAUGUGUUACUUUAAAGCAUCUUUAUAUUUCUUAAUUAGUUUUGAGACACACUUUGUAGUUAUGAAAGUUACCUCUUAAACUGUAAUGUCAAUUCCUGAUUAAAUCUUUAGAGCUUUGAAACUCACACAGUUUUUCUGUCUGUACUAUUUUAUAGAUAUAUUUAUAAUCCUGACAUGUUGGAACAAGCAAAUAAGACUUGCAUUUCUUGCAGCUUAUUGAUAAAUAAAACUGUUUACAUUUCCACGUGA
Molecule: messenger RNA, 1702 nt
Organism: Archocentrus centrarchus (flier cichlid)
Lineage: Eukaryota; Metazoa; Chordata; Actinopteri; Cichliformes; Cichlidae
Gene: dguok
Product: deoxyguanosine kinase
Exons: 7
Coding region: 344-1294 (316 amino acids)
Cellular component (GO): mitochondrion; cytoplasm
Molecular function (GO): deoxyguanosine kinase activity
Source: RefSeq, a predicted model, not a curated record